Molecule: messenger RNA, 6083 nt
Organism: Neocloeon triangulifer
Lineage: Eukaryota; Metazoa; Arthropoda; Insecta; Ephemeroptera; Baetidae
Product: NFX1-type zinc finger-containing protein 1-like
Exons: 16
Coding region: 155-5926 (1923 amino acids)
Biological process (GO): regulatory ncRNA-mediated heterochromatin formation
Cellular component (GO): nucleus; nuclear RNA-directed RNA polymerase complex
Molecular function (GO): helicase activity; ATP binding; zinc ion binding
Source: RefSeq, a predicted model, not a curated record
AGAACGCCGAAUGCGGCCUGCGGCCGGAGGGGUUACGAGUACGAGCGAAAAAAGUCGACUAGACUUCUGUACUUCUCUUUUCGACGAGGAAAUUUAAAAGGCACUGAGUUUCAGUCUGCGCUGGAUGAUUCGAGUGCAAAAGCAGAGAUAGAUAAUGGAGGAGCAUGAAAAGCCAACGUAUUUGCCACCAGCCCAAAGAAGGAGGAUUGAUGGAAAUAAUUCUGCAGGAUGGAGAGCUCAGGCAGCAGCCUUGACAGCUCGCAACCAAAAUACACAAAACCCUCAUCAUGGCACUGCGUCCAGACGCCCGCAGCAGCCUGCUCAUGGAUUUAGAGCAAAUAUUAAUGGAGAUAACUGGAGACUCUGCAGAGAACCAUCAGUGCCAAGAGGAAAUUCACACAUUAAUGUGACCAAUCAAAAUGGUAGAGGCAACUUCUAUCAGGCCAAAAAGAAUCUAAAUUUUGUCGCAGCUCUUCAAAGAUUGGUUGAUGAAGACCCCUUUCAGGUUGUGAAACAGCUUGCUGAGAGAAGCGACCAGUGGGAUGAACUUGUGAAGGGCGAGUUAAAUCUGUCAGACUUUCAACUUGUUCUUUGCGUUCUGCGGAAAGUCUGCGAGUCGGAAUACGACAAGCACAAGGCCAUGCUGGUCAAUCAAACAUGCCACCCUGACUUCAUGAAUUGUUUUCCAACAAUGCUGCUGAACAGUUCGAUGAAAGACCACUUGACCUUUACUCAAGUGGCAGAAAACAUUGCGCUGUUCUUCACAACCUUGGUGGAGAUGUUGCCAAUCACAGCAGCAGGGCUGAAGAAAACCGUCGAAUGCUGCUUUGUCAGUCUGAAUGGCAUCAGCAGUAGUCAAGACUGUGUGCAGGUUGCACCUGAGUUGCUGCAAAAAUACAAGAGUUUGGUUGGCCACGUAGAAGCUCUGCAGGUGAAUGCCCCGAAGAAGCCAACUUGGCACGACCGGCGAAUGGAACAAGUGGAGAAAAUGAAGUACGAGCAGCCGCCGAACGACUUCAGGGAAAUCAGCAUUUAUCCCACCUUUGAAGAUGUCGUCAACCCUCAGCGGCCCUUUCUGAGGCCGAACGUGAUCAACGGUCCCUACUUUGAUGUUGAACACUACCUGGACACUCAGUACCGUCUGCUGCGAGAAGAUUUUGUUCGACCUCUUCGAGAAGGAGUGCAGGACAUUCUCAAAGGCACCGACAGCAAGAAGUGCGAGUCGCUGUCAGUCAGAGUAUACAAGGAUGUGCAGUUCAUCAAAUAUGUGAGGGAAAUUGAAGGCGCAAGAGUGCUGAACGAAGGCACAUUGCUGUGUUUUGAUACAUCAACAAAUAGCAGACGAUUCCAGAGGACCAACUGGGAGCAAACCAAGAAGUUCAUGCACGGCGCCCUGCUCUGUUUCACUCGAAACUGCUUCCAGACACUUCUCUUUGCCACAGUUAGCAGCCGAGAUGUGAAAUAUCUUAGGCAGAAGCAAAUCUUGGUGACCUUUUGCGAGAAGUAUGAUGAAAACAUUUACGAUAAGAAUGCCAAAUACACCAUGAUUGAGAGUGAAGUUUUCUUUGAGCCUUAUUACCAGGUUCUUGGAACACUGAAGAAUCUAAAUGAUCGGAACUUUCCUUUCCCAAAAUACUUCAUUAACGUGCAAAAGGAUGAUGAACCUCCAGCAUAUUUGCUUGAUGUUGAACCUGUGCAGAUUAAAAUCAAAGGAACAAGAGGUUCAUAUCAGCUGACAAUCUUGAAUGAUGCAUCGUGGCCUGAUGCUGAACAACUGGGCCUAGAUAACUCCCAGUACAAAGCCCUGAAAGCUGCUUUGACCAAAGAACUUGCUGUUAUCCAAGGACCGCCUGGCACUGGCAAGACUUUCAUGGCUUUGAAAAUUGCAGAAAUCCUGAUCCGAAACCAACAAGCUAUGAAAAGAAAAACUCCCAUUCUUGUCGUUUGUCUCACAAAUCACGCACUGGACCAAUUUUUGGUUGGAAUGCUGAAUUUUACCGAGAGUUUAGUGCGCAUUGGUGGUCAAUCAAGAUGUGAAGAGUUGGAUGCAUACAAUUUGAGGAAGCUUAAUGUCAAGCGGUCGAAGGCACAGUAUAAAGUUCGAGAUGCUCUCAGAGAAGCUUACGAUCGACUUGUGGUAAUUGACCGACAAAUUGCUCCCCUGAAUCAAGCCGUCAAUUUGAGGCAAGGGUUUUUCCUUACAAAUCCUGGAGAUCACUCAAUCCCACCAGUUCUCGAUGCUAGCAUUGCUUCAGCACUUCAAUUACAUGAUCAGGAUGUGCCCUCUGACCCCUUCACAGGGCGCAUUGAUAAAAUUUUUGUUACAUUCAAAGAGUUGGAAGACAAGAUUCGGCGUUGGACAUUCGACAAUCUAGAAGAUAUUAAAGAGGAUGAGCAUCUUUCUCCUGAAGAGAAACAGCUUUUUUCCUAUCAGAUCAAAGAGCAAGGCACAUACUUUUCCAAUGUGAUAGAAGGUUUAGAGAUAAUCGCUGCUGAAGUAGAUGCUGAUUUGAGUCAAGGAGAGGUUCUUGAAAAAACUUGGAAAAGACGCAGCAACAUGAACAUGGCUGAUCUUCUAGAGCUUCACUAUUAUAUUCUUCGCAAGGACUUGGUGGAGCUUGAAGAGAAAAGGCAAUUGAUAAUGGGAGAAAUCAUCCAGAUGAAGAAAACUUUGGAUGAACUCCUUAGCAUGGAAAAUGUUAGUGAACUGAGAUCAAAGGAUGUCAUUGGUUUAACAACAAAUGGAGCAGCAAGACUGCAUUCUAUGCUGAGCAUUUUGGGCUGUGAAAUCGCUAUCAUUGAAGAAGCAGCUGAAGUUAUGGAAGCGCACAUUGUGGCCUGCAUCUCUAAAAGUUGCAAACAUCUGAUUUUGAUUGGUGACCACAAGCAGCUGCGUCCUAAGAUUUCUGAGUAUGAGCUGGGAAAGUUCUACAAUUUUGACGUGUCUCUCUUCGAAAGAAUGGUCAUCAACAGAGAAGGGUGCAUCACCUUGCAAGUUCAACACAGAAUGGCACCCGAGAUGGCCAAACUCAUUGUGCCAACAAUCUACAAAACCCUUGAGAACCAUCAAAGUGUGUUCGAGAGACCCAAAUUGAAAAGCUUGACACAAAGGCUUUCAUUUGUUACACAUUCUGAACCAGAGCAGCAGGACAAAGAAAACUCAAGCAGAACUAAUCCACACGAAGCAUCCUUUUUGAUUUCUCUUUGUCAACAUUUGUUGAAACAAGGAUACACAGCAAAUCAAAUCACCAUCCUGACUACUUACAAGGGACAAAUGUUUCUUAUAAAACAGAAGCUCAAAUCCAUCUUAUCCAAUUCAUCAAAAGAUGAAAAAGAACUGGCAGGUGUGAGAGUGUCUGUGGUGGAUGACUUUCAAGGUGAAGAAAAUGACAUCAUUCUCCUCUCCCUCGUCAGGAGCAAUGCAGAGGGAAGAAUUGGAUUUUUAGCAACUGAGAACAGAGUCUGCGUAGCUUUGUCCAGAGCCAAGCAAGGCUUCAUCAUUAUCGGAGAUAUGGGAAUUCUUUCUGCAAACAAUUCGACGUGGAAGGCUGUUCGAAAAUCAAUCGAAGAUCAGAACGCUCUGGAUUCUUCUCUAACCCUCAGAUGUGAAGUUCAUCCUCACUACAAAUUUAAAGUGUCGACCCCAAAAGACUUCCAAACGCUUUCUCCUUAUGGUGGCUGCAACCUGAUUUGUGAGGACCAGCUCAACUGUGGUCAUCCUUGCAAGACUGUUUGCCACUUGAUGCAAAUCAAGCAUGCUGAAAUUCAGUGCAAUGCACCUUGCGAGAGAAAAUGCAAUGCUGGGCUUCACAGGUGCAAACAAAAGUGCUUCGUCAAGUGUGGCUGGAAUUGCAUGGAAAUGGUGCAAAAGAACCUUCCCUGCAGUCACCAGGCAAUGAUGAGAUGUCACGCCGACGAAGAACAUUUCUUCUGCACAGAAAUCGUGAAAAAGAAAUUCACUGAGUGCAACCACGAGGCAGAGGUUGCAUGUUCUUGCAAGAGGUGUCCUCAACCCUGCGACAUGCAGGCACCUUGCGGUCACAGCUGCACCAGCAAGUGCCACACGGACUCUGAUCCCGACCACCUUCAAUACAAGUGUACGAAGUCAUGCAUAAAGAUGAACAAGGACUGCCGAUCAAAUCAUCCAUGCAAUAAGAAAUGCUGGGAGGAAUGUGAUGUUUGCGAAGUCAAGGUGAAAGUUAAGAGGAGCUGUGGCCAUCAAUUUGACUUAAAAUGUCACAUCGACCCUGAGGGAAUCGAGUGUCGCAACAUGUGUGCCAAAAUGCUCGACUGUGGUCACCGUUGCUUAAAGAAGUGCAACACUGAAUGCUCUCCUUGCAUUCAGUUGGUGGAAAAGGUCAUUUUGGAGUGUGGCCACUCUGCAAAGGUGCCUUGCGGCCGAGAAGCAACCAAGGAAGAUUGUGCAGAGCAGUGCAAGAAGCUUCUUUCUUGCGGACACACUUGCAAAGCCAAGUGCUCCGAAGAAUGCACCCCCAAUUGCCGGGAGGUUGUGGAACUGCAAAUAGGAAUGUGUGGACAUGAAAUCAAAAGGCUCUGUCUGGAGAAGACCAAAGGGAUAAAGGCUGAUGUGAUGAGAUGCACAGCCAAAUGCAAUACAUUGCUAGAAUGCGGACACGCAUGCGGAGGAACGUGCAGGACUUGUCACCAAGGAAGGUUCCAUGUGCCUUGCAAGCAGAAGUGCUUUAAGGAGUUAAUUUGCGGCCACAGGUGCCCCUCUCAAUGCAGUGAACCAUGUCCACCAUGCACACAGAAGUCCAGCAUUUCAUGUGCCCAUGAAACCCAAGAAUUUCCUUGCGGAAUGAAUAAAAGCAUUUGCAAGAAAAAGUGCAGUGUAAAAUGUGAGCAUGGAAAAUGCACGAACCAGUGCGAAAUGAAGUGCAAUUUUACCAGAUGUGACGAAAAAUGCUCCAAAACAUUAAAAUGCACGCACCCUUGUGCUGGGUUCUGUGGCAGCCCUUGCCCUGGCCUAUGUUGGGAAUGUGAUAAGGAAGAGUUGCUGCAUCAUGCAUUUCCCACAUUGGCUGACAUUCCAGAGGACCCAAGGUUCAUCCUUCUCCCAGACUGCCACCACACAGUUGAGGCAAGUGCUCUGGAAGCAUGGUUUAAGUGGCAAUCUUCACAACUGGAAAUCAAGAGAUGUCCACUGUGCCUGAAACAAAUUUCAGCCAAACUAUUGCGUUAUAAGAAAGAAAUCUUGGAGCCAUUUGACGACUUCAAAGAGAUUCGCAACAAAACCCAACCAAAUGGAAACCUGAUGGCCAAGGAAUUGAUGUCCCAAACACUUAGACAUGGUCCAUUGUGUGAAAAAUUUGGAAUUGACUCAUUGACCGAUUUUAUGACAAGGAUGUGCCUGGAAACCAGAAAAGGCUAUGAAGGAGACGCUCAAGCAGGUGCCAACCAGGCUGGAAGAGGCCGGAAAGGACGAAAUCGUACGAGUGGACCAAGUUUUGCUUUCAUCAAUCAAGUGCCUUUGAUGAAGAAAAAGAUGGACGUUGUUCAAGUUCUAAUAGAACUAUUGGAGUCAAAAUUGAUGUUUGGAUAUAAGGCUCUCCAAAUCAAUGACAAGAAGAGUGAAGUUGAUUUUAUCGUUGAAAUGCUGAAAGGGUGCAGAUCAAUGUCGACUCAGCAUACCAGAGAUUUUGAGCGUCUUCUCUCUGCCCUGAAUUUGAAAAUCAACCCCACCAGCAGAAUAAGGGAAGUUAAACUUCCUGAUGAUACUUUGCUGAGGCUUAAGUCACUCUGGCAGAAAUGUGGCGAGUGUAAAAACUUUGAAUAUGGCUCUAAGAAGGUAACCAAGGUAUGCAGCAAGUGUCAAGCAGCUCUGUCGGAUGGCCCAAUCCAGUUUCCUGACCUGGACCAUGCUAAACAACACGAUAAUAAGGGCAGAGUCAUCAGUGCCACUUAAAUUGAAAAUUUUGUAUGGGCAUUCAAUUGAUGCACAUCAUGAGACUAAAACAUAAAGAUUUGUUAAUUUUGCUCUGGUUUUUUGCUUUUCUACAUUAUUAUGAAUAUUGCAUAUUAUUGUUCUGUAAGAAUUAAUAAAAAUCUAUUAUAAAACUUUA